AUUGCCACUCCACCCCCUGGUGCAGAGCGAAGCUGCAGUGAUAACUCCGAUGUGUGUGGUGGAGUCGCUGCCUGGAACCCCUGCGAUUUUGCCGGGUCGAUCCUCUGCACCCUAGCACACUGCUAACACCAGUGACCCAAUCUAGACCACUGAGCUGAGUCCUGUGAGCCCGCGGGGCACACAGGGAUGGAACCCCGCGGUUGCUUUGCGCUCUGGGUGCUGUUGCUGGCGCAGCUCAGUGAGCAGCAAACACCUGCGUGCGCCCUAGGAGCUGCAGCUGCAGCGACUGAGCGCCUGGGAGACCCUCAUCCUCCCUCUUCCUCCGGGUCGGACUGGCUGGAAACCAGCGAGUAUGACCUGGUGUCUGCCUAUGAGGUAGACCACAGCGGGGAUUAUGUAUCCUAUGACAUCAUGCAUCACCAGCGGCGACGGAGAAGAGCUGUGACCCAGUCAAAAGGAGAUGCCCUUCAUCUACGGCUGAAGGGCCCCAGGCAUGACCUCCACCUAGACCUGAAAGCUGCCAGCAACUUGAUGGCUCCUGGAUUCAUGGUGCAAACUCUGGGGAAGGGAGGCACCAAGUCUGUACAGAUGUUUCCAGCAGAGGAGAACUGCUUUUAUCAAGGGUCCUUAAGGUCCCAGGGGAAUUCUUCUGUGGCCCUUUCUACCUGCCAAGGUUUGUUAGGCAUGAUAAGAACAAAAGACGCUGAUUACUUCUUAAAGCCGCUGCCUCCACAACUAACAAGCAAACUAAACAGGUCUGCACAGGGCGGCUCUCCUUCCCAUAUUCUGUACAAGAGAUCCACAGAGCACCAGGCUCCCAGAGAAAAUGAAGUCCUGAUGAUCACCAGGAAGCGAGAUCUGGCAAGAACGCAUCUGCACCAUGACAACUUUCACCUUGGCCUCUCACGAAAGCAGCAUUUCUGUGGAAGACGCAAGAAAUACAUGCCCCAACCUCCGGAUGAUAACCUCUACAUCUUGCCUGAUGAGUACAAGCCUAGCUCCCGACCCAAGCGCUCGCUCUUGAAAUCCCACAGAAAUGAAGAGUUGAAUGUGGAGACUCUGGUGGUGGUUGACAGAAAAAUGCUGCAAAGCCAUGGCCAUGAAAAUAUUACGACCUAUGUGCUUACCAUUCUCAACAUGGUGUCUGCUUUAUUCAAGGAUGGAACAAUUGGGGGAAACAUCAAUAUUGUCAUUGUGGGACUCAUUCUGCUGGAAGACGAACAGCCAGGGCUGGCGAUUAGUCACCAUGCAGACCGCACGUUAACCAGCUUCUGCCAGUGGCAAUCUGGACUGAUGGGGAAAGAUGGAGCUCGUCAUGACCACGCCAUCUUACUGACUGGUCUGGACAUAUGUUCCUGGAAGAAUGAACCCUGUGACACAUUGGGUUUCGCACCCAUCAGUGGGAUGUGCAGUAAGUACCGCAGCUGCACGGUCAACGAAGACUCAGGCCUUGGACUGGCCUUCACCAUUGCUCAUGAAUCUGGACACAACUUUGGCAUGGUCCAUGAUGGAGAAGGGAAUAUGUGCAAGAAGUCUGAGGGCAACAUAAUGUCCCCAACACUGGCAGGACGCAAUGGCGUCUUCUCCUGGUCCUCCUGCAGUCGUCAGUACCUGCACAAGUUCUUAAGCACCGCCCAAGCAAUAUGCCUUGCUGACCAGCCGAAGCCUGUGAAAGAGUACAAGUACCCGGAAAAGCUGCCAGGACAGUUAUACGAUGCAAAUACACAGUGCAAGUGGCAGUUUGGAGAGAAAGCCAAGCUUUGCAUGCUGGACUUCAGAAAGGACAUCUGUAAGGCCUUGUGGUGCCAUCGGAUUGGAAGGAAAUGUGAGACUAAGUUCAUGCCAGCAGCAGAGGGUACACUGUGUGGGCAGGACAUGUGGUGUCGUGGAGGACAGUGUGUGAAGUACGGUGACGAAGGCCCCAAGCCUACUCACGGCCAUUGGUCAGAUUGGUCCCCUUGGUCCCCCUGUUCCCGGACCUGUGGGGGAGGAGUCUCUCACAGAGACCGUCUCUGUACCAAUCCCAGACCAUCUCAUGGAGGGAAGUUUUGCCAGGGUUCCGCACGCACUCUGAAGCUUUGCAACAGUCAGAAAUGCCCUCUGGACAGUGUGGGCUUCCGUGCUGCCCAGUGUGCUGAGUACAACAGCAAGCGUUUCCGAGGGUGGCUCUACAAGUGGACGCCUUACACCCAAGUGGAAGAUCAGGACUUAUGCAAACUCUACUGUAUCGCAGAAGGAUUUGAUUUCUUCUUUUCUUUGUCAAAUAAAGUCAAAGAUGGGACUCCAUGCUCGGAGGAUAGCCGUAAUGUUUGUAUAGAUGGGAUGUGUGAGAAGGUUGGCUGUGACAAUGUCCUUGGAUCGGAUGCAACUGAGGACUCCUGUGGGGUCUGCCAGGGGAAUAACUCAGACUGCGUCAUGCAUAGAGGACUCUACAGUAAGAAUCACCCCACCAACCAGUACUACCACGUGGUAACCAUUCCCUCUGGAGCUCGGAGCAUUCACAUCUAUGAAACAAACAUCUCUACCUCCUAUAUUUCUGUGCGCAAUUCUGUCAAGAAAUAUUACCUGAAUGGGCACUGGAGUGUGGACUGGCCAGGGCGAUACAAGUUUUCAGGUACCACCUUCAACUACAGACGAUCCUACAAGGAGCCUGAGAGUUUAACCUCCACUGGACCAACCAACGAAACACUGAUUGUGGAGCUUUUGUUCCAAGGCAGGAACCCUGGAGUGGCCUGGGAAUUCUCAGUGCCCAGGUCAGGGUCUAAAAGGACUCCACCUCCCCAGCCCAGCUACUCAUGGGCUAUCCUGCGCUCUGAGUGCUCUGUCUCCUGUGGAGGAGGUAAGAUGAGCUCAAAGGCGGGAUGCUACAGAGACCUGAAGGUUCUGGUCAAUGCAUCCUUCUGCAACCCCAAGACACGACCUGUCCCAGCACUGGUGCCCUGCAAGGUGUCAGCUUGUCCUCCCAGCAAUGGAAGCACAUACAACACUUGGAGCUUAGAGUUACCUCUGUCAAGCACAGGACCUUCUUCAGAAAAUUAUAUUCUCCCAAAGGUAAUGUCUCCAGAGCCCUCCCACCUUUCUGGGCCAGCAGCCCCACAUCAGUGAUAGUUCCUUGACAUCACAGCCCAUAGCUGCUGAGCCAGAUGCUGGUCAGCAGUCACAUGGGAUUUGAUAAACCUUUGGUCACCAAGGUCUCUUGGAUGCCCUCCUAGGAUUUGUCCUACAGUGAACAGGUGGUCCUGGAGUCCAGGGGAUCUGGGGACAAUGCUUUUUAACAGGUCUGGCCUUAUAGCUUGUCUGUGUGCCCAGUGGCUGGUAAAAGACAGCUACUACCUGUGGUCUGAGUGUCUUGUGGGCUGAUCUGAACCAGACAGAAAGAACACAUCUUUCCAUGGACUUGUUGUGGGCCUGCACUUGUCUUCAAGUGCACUCAUGUCGAACCAAGGAUGUUUAAGAAGUUUACCUGACACCCAGAUGAGAAGCAGAAACAGGCCUCCACUGACUACAGAAGGAAAGAAGGCUGCCAUCAGAGGGAAAGAGGGAUAAGAGGUACAAUAGGUGACCAGGGACACUAAAUGAAGCCAGGACAGGUAUCAAUCAGUGAUCUCAGUGAUAGCUAGUGCAGGAAGGAGGCCAGCAUGAGACAAGUUCAGCUGCCACCUGGCCAAGGAGGGCGGGUAUAUGAGAGAGUGGAGGAUGGUGGGGAAAGUGUAGAGGAAGCCACUCAAUGCGGCUCGAACCUCCUGAAGUACACCCAUGCUUGCUGAUCUCAUGAAUACCAGGCUCCUUGUCUCUUGGCAAAUGGCGAGAUCUAUCCUCUGGGAGGUAGAGGGGUGGAGACCUGACCUCUGGCAGCCUUGUUUUGCUCGGGCCGGUGUGCCAGUGGAACUAGUAUCAAGUAUUAUGUCCUUGAACUUGAGUUAAGGCUUUUUAAGAAAAUGUUUAUGGAGCUAGCUAGAGUUCCAAAAGGAAAUAAAAACCUUGUCAUGUGCUGUGCCAAGGUGGCCCUUUCCCUGUAGACAGCUGCCUCUGCACCUGUGUGCCCUAUGGACGGUUGACUUUGCACCUGUGUGCUCUGUGGACAGCUGCUUUCACACCUGUGUGCCCCGUGGACAGUUGCCUUUGCACCUGUGUGCCCUAUGGACAGCUGCUUUCACACCUGUGUGCCCUAUGGGCAGCUGCCUUUGCAUCUGUAUACCCUGUGGACAGCUGCCCUUGCACCUAUAUUCUAGUUAAUACCACUAGCUGACAGGAGGGUCUUAGUUCCUGGCAAUCAUAUGGGACCACUGACAUGUAUUAGUGCCUUGCUGCUUACACAUAACUGGCUCACUUAGAGAGAGUAGUGCUGUUCCUCCUCACUGUGUCUCUGCUGACUCUGUCUUUCUGACAUCCACAGUAAAAGGGAUUCAUAGUCAAAGACACCUCUGCAUUUCCUGUGUCCAGAAUAAUGUGUGUCUCUCACUCUGAUAUCUCUUAAGAAAAUUCUAUUGAGGACCAAUGUCUAAUGAACAAAGAGCCAUCAUCCACUGACCAAAGAGACAGUCUAGAGAUGGGAGUUGGGGUAGAAUCUGUUAUAUCCAACGGCAUAUGGAAGACACUUGAUUGUGGGGUCCCCAGUUUCCUUAUGAUGCCUUCUCAUCUUCCUCCUUGAUAGAGCUCAUACACCUUGGAUUUGUCCCCUCUCUCCCCCUCCCUACCCCCUUCUCUUCAUGUGGUCAUGGCUGGCCUCUACUCCUCUAUUUCUCUCUCUCUCUUCUCUCCUCUCUCUCUCUCUCUUCAUAUACUGACCCUACUACCCCCUCAGCUUCCCUCUCAGUGCCCUGAAUAAACUCUAUUCUAUAUGUAUGGUCAUAUGGCUGGUCCCUCAGAGGGAAGGGAUGUCUCAGCAUGGGCCUGCUAAGGCACCCCCUUUCCCCACACCUCCACAGAACAUAUGCCCCCCCUCUUUAUCCUUUUAUCAACACAACAUUGGUGCCAAAACCCGGGACAUAGCCUCUUUAUCUUUUUAUAACACAUCAUUCAGUGACUUUUCUCCGAAGCCACAAACCACUCACAAUUCCUGUUACUGCUCUUGAUGACUCUCUUUACUGCAGGGUAUAAGAUCUGAUGCUUCAUGCUCAGCUUGCUGAGGGGCCUUUAAGCACAUAGAUUGGGACUUCAAAACUAUUUUAAAUCACUUAUCUGUAACUUGGGUGAUAAACAAGACAGAUUCUAAUGCUAAGGGCAUGGACCUCUGGGUCAGGUCAGCAUCUAGAUCCUCCUGUGUAGGAUCUGGGUUCAUGGUGAACUCACUCAGAUGGGAUUCCCCAGAGUCAUCAGUCUCUGCCUAGAGUAGAGAGUACGAUUCUAGAAUUGGACAGAGUGGGCGUGUGUCUGGCGUAUGUGUCAGACUCCAGCCAGUUUAAGCACCAUGGCUUAGGUAAAAGAUACCAGCUAAGCUUCACGGGCUGGAAUGAGGCAGCUGACAUCACUCUGGACUCUUCUUGUUCAUUGUCUCUGCUCUUGGUCCAAUCAGACAGCCCAAAUCCCUGACCCACAUCCCCUGCUCAUACCUCAUCUUAAUGUAAGUCAGACGCUGUGACACUUGCUUUCAAACAGCAACUAUAAAUCGUGUGAUUUAUUGCCUUCUUGCUUACCAGUGUAUCUAAAUAGAAAACCUCAAGUGUUAUUUUGUGAACUGUAGUUUUCUUAGCACAACUACAAAUAGUACACCUUCCCUCCUGGUAGAUGAACUGAAGGUGGGUGAAAAUAGCUUCCAGGUGGGAUGUUUGGCUACAGUUCUAUUCAAAAGCUUUCUUUUCUCUUGUGAGAAAUAAGUUCUCCCACUUACAGUAUGCUGGACUUUAGGUAUGCCAGCAUAUAGUAGCCUCUAGAUAUUGCAACGGGCUGGAAGGAGGCCUUCCAUAAAAAUAUAGGUAUUACACUGUCCUGCUGGAGGUUCUCAGGCAAAACAAGAGUACUCGAGCAGCCAUCAUCCUGAGGUAGCCUCACACUAAAGGAAAUUCAUUCCCUACUACUGUCACAGGGGGAAAGCAUCUAACACUUCUUUGUUUAGUCAGAGAAAUCAAAUGCUCACACUUCUCUGCAGUCACUAAUUUUUAUCUAGCUGGGCAGUUAAAGCCUAGAGCUUCUGGUUCAGGUAAUAGCGCCCCUACACAGGGGUAUAGCCACCACAGCGAGCAGGACAAUGCUUGCCUGCCCCACUCCCAGUGGAGCAAUGCUGGUUCACAUCAGUACAGUACACCUGAUGGGACUGAGCACAGAGAAGCAGGCUUAGAUGUCACCGAGGGGAGUCAGACAGCAAACAUGGCUCAGCAGAGUUAGCUAGAGCCAGGCAGGUUUGACUUGCAUGCUAACUCACUGACAGAGAGGAUGAAAGAUGUAUGGUAGAUCUUAGACAUAGAUUUUUAGAGAAACAACCAAUUUGUAAAUAGAGAAUAUUUUUAUAGAUAUACAGAUAGAUAUAAGUAGAAAGAUAAUAGACAAAUGACAGGCAGGAAGGUAGAGGAUAAACACAUACAACAUACAUACAUACAUACAUACAUACAUACAUACAUACAUACCUACCUGACACCAAAAGAGGCAACUGUUUUCACAAGAUCCUUGCAUGUAACGUUAGCUGGAAGCUCUAAUCAGAAUCAGGACUUUGGGAAGGAGAACAUUAAACACUGUAGGAUGUCAGUCACAGUUGGUGCCCUUACUUCAGUCUCUGAGCCUGAAGUUAUUAAAGCUAUCUCUACACUCCUAAGCUAAUUGAAGUUUCCAAGUGAAGACUUUUCUCUUUCAAGUAUUCUUAUGAUGCAAUCAGAAGAGUUAAAGUUUUAUCACUGGGGUACUGGGGUGGGAGGUGUCUUUAAAAGCUAUGAAAUGGAAGCUCUUAGUCCCCGUGCUGUGUUCUGCAGAAGAGCUGUUUACUGGAUGGAGCUUCUAGGGUGUUUAUUUAAAUCCUUUAUGCCCCUCAUUUCCGUCCCUGUGUAUCAAAGCAUCAUACUGUGACUGGCCAUUUCUCGACACUUCCUCAUACAUGUACUUCGAAGUGACUUUAAAAUUGCCCUGUGUCGGUGGGACUAUAGUUUCACUGUGAAUUGUCCUCUCAUUAAACAGUAACCGCCCUUUGUUCUAAGAGUGCUUUCUGCCUCCCAGCCUGUUUUAUGCAGGAUGAAUACUAAGAGUCAUCGUCAUGUUUUCUGCCUUUGUUCAGAAUUCUGAACCCCAGUUCUCUUUAUUUUUAAAUACCGUGCACAUUCCUUCACUCAAUUUAGAUUUUAUCAAGUGAAGGGUAUCUUUUAAUAUAUUAAUUUCAUCUUUGUCUGCUCCUGUGACCUGUGGCUACUAGUAAGGUCCCUUUGCAUCUGUGUUGAUUGUAUCCUCCAUCCACUGGGUUGAUUUUUGAUUUGUUUGUUUUGUUUUUGUUUGGUUUUGUACCUCACCUUUCCUGCCACUUCUUAAGACCAAGAUUAUGGUCAGAAUUUUUUCUUUACUUUUUACGAACCUAUUUUUGAGGAUUCCAUAUAUAAAUAUAUAUAUAUAUAUACAUAUAUAUAUUCAUAUCGAUCUGCCAUUUCACCCUUACAGCUCCUCCUGUAUCUUCCUUGAUGAAUUAUUUAAAGAACUCAAGUUACAUUUUGUUAAUUCGUUAAAGCAUUUAAUUAAUGAGCCACUGUGGUUAAAAACCCUGUUAAUUAAGAUGGCAGUCUACCAUGACCAAAUAGCUCAUCUUAGCCCAGUGCAAAAUGGAGGAAUCCCUUUACCAGAAGAGCUCCCCCUUCUCUUGUCUGGGGAGCCCAAAACCCCAUAUCCUCAACCUGGGGAAGCAAGUAGUCUUUAGCUACUCUCAGACUAUGCCUGGCCCUGACUCUGUUUGGGGUACAGAACACUGGAUCUGCUAAUUCUGGGAAACAUUUAAGCCUCAAUUUCACUGCCUUUGAAUUGGGUACAGUAUCUUUACCUAUCACAUACAUUUAUAUACAAAUUAGAAUUCCUACAGAUUAUACACCUCAUUAGCCACUAGCAAUCAUCAAUAUAAUAAACUAGAUGAAUUUUGAUCCUGGAUUUAUCAGAGUCAUUUGCAGGUGUUUGAGGACGUGUACAUGUGUGCACACUACCAAGAGAUCGUUUUCACAUCCUUUAUACAAGCCUUUGGAGUGAAUUUCCACACACCACUCUUCUGGCUGGCAGCUUUUAGAGUCCAAGUUGUUUGGACAGUUGAGCUACAGAUGAGGUCCUCAACCAUGGAUUUUCUUUGUCACAACUUGAUAGAACAACAUCGGGAAUAUAAAACAAUUUCAGGUGUCUGUGCAAAUAAAGUUAGCAGUAUUGAGCAUCAGAUGGUUUGUGAAGAGUGACCAGUGAUUAUAACACAGGCUUGCUAAGGAGCUUACCCAUAUUCUGUAGCUUUUCUCAUUCCCUAGACUUCUGCACAAUUGCUUGAGGAGCAAUAGAUGACGUGACAUGUGAAACAUGAGCUACUUAACAACUUGUAAUGUCUACAUUGAAGCAUUUCAUGAUUGGGAUGUUUCCAAAGAAUGAUACCGAAACUACUAUAACUUAGCUAUUUAGUCAACAUCUUAGUCCCUGUUCUGUGCCUGUGAAGAGACACCAUGACCACAGCAACUCUCACAAAAGAAAUCAUUUAACUGGGGCUGGCUUACAGCCUCAGAGGUUCAGUCCAUUAUCAUCAUGGCAUCCUGCAGGCAGACAUGGUGAUGGAGGAUGAAUUGAGGAUGAAUCAGCAGGUGCAGGAAGAGAGAGCCACUGGGGACACUGGGCCUAACUUGAGCUUUUGAAACCUCAAAGCCUAAUCCCUGACUCUAGUGGCACAUUUCCUCCAACAAGACCAUAGCUCCUACUCAAAAAGUGCUCAAAUAUAUUUGGAUGCCUGAUCGCUUAGUCCCUAGUGGUUUAGCCCUAAUGACUAAGCAUUCAGAUCUAUGAGCUUUUGGUGGCAAUUCUUAAUCAAACUUCCACAGUUAGCUAGAUGUAAACAGGCAGCUGGUUGAGAGCUUUAAAGAUAUGACAGACAGAUCCUGAGAAAUUAUAAAACUCAGGUAUCAGUACCACUGUCACUGGAUGGAAGCCACAGUAACAAUUGCUGAGUCUGUUGAUGAUGAUAAAAGG
Molecule: messenger RNA, 9117 nt
Organism: Rattus norvegicus (Norway rat)
Lineage: Eukaryota; Metazoa; Chordata; Mammalia; Rodentia; Muridae
Source: RefSeq, a predicted model, not a curated record